CGUUGCCCUCGGCGUCAAUUAAAAAGACCAACCACUACCAAACAAUCAUGUACUAGACUGCUAGUAGUCUUAACAAAUCCAUUCCCAAUUCAUCAGUUUCCACUCAGAGAAAUUUCCCAGGCACCUCAUCGUUAAUUGUUGCCCUCCCAACUGAAGCUAUGCUAUGACCUCAUCAGUGGCGCCACUGCUUCAACCCCGAGAUAAUUUCUCAAGCGUUAAACUACUAGCAGAAUCACCAGGCCUCGAUUCCAUCCCUUCUAGUUAUGCUUACUUCAACACCCACCCCCAUGAGUCUAUUGCUUCAGACCCUCAAGUUUCAAUCCCCGUCAUCGAUUUUUCACUCCUUAGCUCCAACAAUCCUGAUCAGCGUCUUCAAGCUAUCCGUGACCUUGGAAGAGCAUGCCAAGAUUGGGGCUUCUUCAUGCGCGUGCAGGUGGUGAAUCAUGGCAUACCAGAAAGUCUGAUGAAUGCCAUAUUUGAUGUUACCAACGAGUUUUUCAACUUGGCGGAGGAGGAAAAGAUGGGAUAUGAAACUAAGCAUGUGUUGGAUCCCAUCAGGUAUGGCACCAGCUUCAAUGCUUCCAAAGAGCAAAUCUUCUUGUGGAGGGACUUCCUCAAGGUCUUCGUCCAUCCUGACUUUCAUUGUCCUCGUAGCCCCAGAGUUUUCAGUGAACUUUUGGAGGAAUACGCCAAGAGAACUCGAGGAGUCGCGAGGGAAUUGCUUGGAGGAAUAUCACAAAGCCUUGGUCUAGAAGAAGGAUACAUAGCAAAAUUACUGGAUUUCGAUUCAGCUGUGCAGAUAUACGUAGCAAAUUACUAUCCGCCGUGUCCUCAGCCUGAGCUAGCAAUGGGCAUAGCCCCGCACUCGGAUCAUGGUCUCCUCACCCUUCUCCUACAAAAUGGAGUGGGAGGGCUGCAAAUCCAACACAAUGGGACAUGGGUUAAUGUCAAUGCGCUUCCAAACUCUUUUCUGGUCAAUACCGGUGACCAGCUUGAGAUAGUGAGCAACGGGAAAUACAAGAGUAUUUUGCACAGAGCAGUGGUGAAUAACAAAAUGAAAAGAAUUUCCAUAGCCAUGGUUAAUGGUCCAUCAUUCGACGCAUGUGUUGCCCCGGCCUCUCCCCUGCUGACCGGCGGUCAUGGUAAUCAAAUUCCAGGUUUGUACGCUCCAAUGAAGUACAGGGAGUAUCUGGAGAUGCAACAAGGCAAUAAACUUGAUGGGAAAUCCUGCUUGGAUCGAGUCAAGGUCUCAAUCUGUACUCCUCAGUGAGACUAGCUACAAGCUAGUUCAUCCCUCGUCUUUACAAAUUUUUCUGUGUGCUGUUGGAUCGUGUGAUGAUUUAUAAAGAAAAUGUACAAUGAUUUAAACAAAGCCCAAAGAAAGACCCGACCGAAUAAUAAUUAGUA
Coffea arabica (coffee) is the source of this 1407-nucleotide messenger RNA. RefSeq names its product 2-oxoglutarate-dependent dioxygenase 19-like. Lineage: Eukaryota; Viridiplantae; Streptophyta; Magnoliopsida; Gentianales; Rubiaceae. The record is from RefSeq and is a predicted model, not a curated record.